AUGAGUGUCGUUGGUAAGUCGUGCGCCUGCGACCCUUUGACCGCCUCUGGCGGUGUUGAUUUCGGAACCCUCAAGACGGUCAUUGCCGUCGCCAGGAAUCGCGGUGUCGAUGUGAUCACCAACGAGGUUUCCAACCGUGCCACACCUUCUGUGGUCGGUUUCGGUCCCAAGUCGCGAUACCUUGGCGAGUCUGCUAAGACGCAAGAAAUCUCCAACCUCAAGAACACUGUCGGCUGCCUCAAGCGCCUUGCCGGCCGCACCUUUAACGACCCUGAUACCCAGAUUGAGCAGCAAUACAUCACCGCUCCCCUCGUCGACGUCAAUGGCCAAGUCGGUGCCGAGGUCUCCUACUUGGGCAAGAAGGAGAAGUUCACCAACACCCAGCUCAUUGCCAUGUACUUGAGCAAGAUCAAGCAGACCACUACCGCCGAGCUCAAGCUCCCCGUCUCUGACUUGGUCAUGAGCGUCCCCGCUUGGUUCACCGACAUUCAGCGCCGCGCCCUUAUCGAUGCCGCCGAGAUCGCUGGCCUGAAGCUCCUCCGCCUCAUGAACGACACCACAGCUGCCGCUCUGGGCUGGGGUAUCACCAAGCUCGACCUCCCUGCCCCUGAGGAGAAGCCUCGUCGCGUUGCCUUCAUUGACAUCGGCCACAGCAACUACACUGCCUCCGUUGUCGAGUUCAAGAAGGGCGAGCUGGCCGUCAAGGGUACUGCUUUCGACCGUCACUUUGGUGGCCGUGACUUCGACAAGGCCCUUGUUGACCACCUGGGCAAGGAGUUUAAGGGCAAGUACAAGAUCGACAUUCACACCAACGGCCGCGCCAUGGCCCGUACCAUCGCCGCUGCCGAGAAGUGCAAGAAGAUUCUGUCUGCCAACCAGCAGGCCCCCGUCAACAUCGAGUCUAUCAUGAACGACAUUGACGUGUCCGCCAUGAUCACCCGUCAGGAAUUUGAGGCCAUGGUCGAGCCUCUUUUGGCCCGCGUCCACGUUCCUCUCGAGCAGGCCCUCGCUGACGCCAAGCUGACCAAGGACGACAUCGACGUCGUCGAGAUCAUUGGUGGUGGUAGCCGUAUUCCCUCCCUCAAGGAGAGAAUCCAGGACUACUUCGGCAAGCCUCUGUCUUACACUUUGAACCAGGACGAGGCCGUCGCCCGUGGUGCUGCUUUCAGUUGCGCUAUCUUGUCACCCGUCUUCAGGGUUCGCGACUUCACCGUCCAGGACAUCAUGAGCUACCCGAUCGAGUUUGGCUGGGAGAAGGCUCCCGACAUUCCCGAUGAGGACACCAGCUUGACUGUCUUCAACCGCGGCAACGUCUUGCCCUCUACCAAGAUUCUCACCUUCUACCGCAAGCAGCCUUUCGACCUUGAGGCUCGCUACGCCAACCCGGCAGAGCUUCCUGGCAAGAUCAACCCCUGGAUCGGUCGUUUCUCCGUCAAGGGCGUUAAGGCGGAUGGCAAGGAUGACUUCAUGAUCUGCAAGCUGAAGGCUCGUGUUAACAUUCAUGGUGUCUUGAACGUGGAAAGCGGCUACUUUGUCGAGGACCAGGAGGUCGAGGAGGAGAUCAAGGAGGAGGAUGGCGACAAGAAGGACCCUGAUGCUAUGGAGACUGACAACAAGGAUGAUGCCCCUAAGAAGACCCGUAAGGUCAAGAAGCAGGUCCGCAAGGGCGAUUUGCCCAUUGUCAGCGGAACGGCAUCACUCUCCGAUUCUGCAAGGACUGCUCUCUUCGAGAAGGAGUCUGCCAUGGUCAUGGAGGACAAGCUCGUUGCCGACACGGAGGAGAAGAAGAACGAGCUGGAGGCAUACAUUUACGACCUCCGCAACAAGCUCGAUGACCAGUACGCCGAGUUCGCCAGUGAUGAGGAGAAGGCUAAGAUUCGCGAAAAGCUCGAGCAGAGCGAGGACUGGCUUUACGAUGAGGGCGAUGAUACUACCAAGGCCGUCUAUGUUGCCAAGAUGGACGAAAUCCGCUCUAUGGCCGGACCUAUCGUUCAGCGCCACUUCGAGAAGGUCGAGGAGGAGCGCCGGAUCGUCCAGGAGAGAGUAGAUGCUGAGAAAGCCGCGAAGCGAGCCGCUGAGGAAGAGGCUCGCAAGGCUGCUGAGGCCGAGAAGGCUUCCGAGGCUCCCAAGGACGAGGAGAUGACGGACGCCAAGCCAGAGGUUGAAGAGGCCGGCGAGGGCACGAAAUAG
Colletotrichum karsti is the source of this 2190-nucleotide messenger RNA. Its product is annotated as hsp70-like protein. NCBI's taxonomy places the organism in Eukaryota, Fungi, Ascomycota, Sordariomycetes, Glomerellales, Glomerellaceae. Bases 1 to 2190 code for a protein of 729 amino acids. Gene Ontology annotation, cellular component: cytosol; nucleus. Gene Ontology annotation, molecular function: ATP binding; ATP-dependent protein folding chaperone. The transcript is spliced from 6 exons. Gene Ontology annotation, biological process: protein folding. The record is from RefSeq and is a predicted model, not a curated record.